This is a messenger RNA of Trametes versicolor FP-101664 SS1, 792 nucleotides long. RefSeq lists its product as uncharacterized. The record is from RefSeq and is a predicted model, not a curated record. Lineage: Eukaryota; Fungi; Basidiomycota; Agaricomycetes; Polyporales; Polyporaceae. The transcript has a single exon. The coding region runs from base 1 to 579 and encodes 192 amino acids.
AUGCCCCCAUCCACAGCCUCAUCCGAUCUCACUGAUAUCCUCGAGGUGGCAUAUGCCUCAAAGUCCAUGCGGAAGGGCGCCCCAGACACGUUCAUCAUCUGCGACCAACCACGUUCCCUCAUCAGCGUCGGGGACAUCAUCGAUAUCGACAUCAUCGACGGAUACCGUUACCGCACCUGGUCCGUUCGUAUCAUAUGCGUGCGCGUUCUGGAGAAGGAGAUGGUUGAGCUUGCCGGCUACCUUCACGGCCCAAUCGACGGCGCCUUGCCGACGUACAUGCUUUUCCAAUGCCCGCGCAGCUGGGUCCGCAUCAAAUGGUUCACCGCGCUCAUCCUUCGUGUCUGUCGCCUCCCCACCAUGAACACCAUCCAACCCAGUCACCCUCUCCCUCCUUCCACCUGCAAUAUCAAGAAAUUCCGUGAGCGCUACCGCGGCAGCGUUGACUCAUUCAACCCCGAGCCUACCGAGCUUGUUGGCGGCGUAUCCUUCAGUCUCCCAUCCCACUCCAUCAGUCUCCCGUCCCAAUCCGUCUACUCCGACGACGCCAGCACUGGCACCACGGCCACCUUCGACCAGUGACGAUGACGCCAAACGACGAGCUUCGUGCGCGUUCGGCAUGCGGGAGGACAACAGACAGCUGUGUAGAAGAACUUGGAUGCGACAGGCAGUACGUGCGCGUGGAGGAGGGCUCAGAGAAGGUGGGAAAUGGUUCGCAUGUUUUUUGAACUAUUCUACUAGUUGUCUGCGUUUUUGUAUCUCGAAUCCAACGUCGUCGUGAGACACAUGAUCUUC